This is a messenger RNA of Yamadazyma tenuis ATCC 10573, 2193 nucleotides long. The record is from RefSeq and is a predicted model, not a curated record. NCBI's taxonomy places the organism in Eukaryota, Fungi, Ascomycota, Pichiomycetes, Serinales, Debaryomycetaceae.
ACCACAUGUCAUACAGAGGACCACAAAAUCAAUUCAAUCGGCAGUUCAACAGUCCCCCCGUCAUGGGAAACAUGCCUCCUGCCAUGGGUGGAAUUCCCCCAACCCCAUCCAUUGGCGCCGUGUCGUCCAAGAAGCUGUUUGUGGAUCAAUUCGAAGCAUUCGCCAAGCAGUGCGAGGACUUGGUGGACGACUACUGCAAACCAUUUAAACCAUACGUGGUUAGCAUUGGCCGGUUCUUCAUCGUCGCCACCUUCUACGAAGACUCGUUGCGGAUCUUUACCCAGUGGAGUGAACAGGUUUAUUACUUGCACAAUUACAAACACAUUUGGAAAUGGUUGACGGUAUUUUUUUUAACCUCCAACAUCGUGUUAAUGACCACCGCCUCCACCAUGUUGAUCUUGAGAAAGCGCAAUGAGAUUGCCACCAUUGCAUUGAUAUCGGUUGUGCUUUUGCAAGGGGUGUUUUAUGGAUUGAUUUUCGAUGGCUUAUUCAUCUUGAGGAACUUGUCGGUGGUUGGAGGGUUGAUUCUCGCAUUCUCAGACUCAUUGGUUCGAGACAAACGGUCAUUCAACGUGCCGGGAAUACCCAUGGUACAGAACCAGGACAACAAGAAGUACUAUCUUCUCGCUGGCAGAUUGUUGUUGGUGUUGUUGUUCAUUGGGUUUGCCUUUUCGUCCUCAUGGUCCUUCACCCGUACCAUUGUGAUCUUGAUUGGGUUUGUCACCUGUGCCUCCAUAAUCGUCGGGUACAAAACCAAGUUUGCGGCGCUGGUGUUGACAUUGAUGUUGUUCAUCUACAAUGUGUUUGCCAAUCAGUUUUGGAGAUACGGCUCGCACGACUCGUCGAGAGACUUUCUUAAAUACGAAUUCUUUCAAACCUUGUCGAUUGUUGGGGGCUUGUUGAUUAUUGUGAAUGCCGGUGCCGGCGAGUUGUCACUCGAUGAGAAGAAGAAGAUUUAUUAAUUCUUCCUUGAUCUAUAUAGUGUCUACGUAGUAGCUUUGGCUUUCGCACAAUAAAAAUCUCACUAAUCACCAUGAGUGAAGACCAACCCAAAUGUCCCGUGGACCACACCACCCGGUCCUCGUGGUCGCUGUGGCUCUGGGCCCAGAAACCCAACCCACCAGACACCUGUCCCGUCAGUCUACCACCCGUCACCACGGACGAGCAGCCCAAAUGCCCCGUUGACCAUAACGCCAGAAGUGAUUGGCUAAAAAAGGUAUCUGUGUCAGCAACAGUUUCCACCGAAGCCGUGGAAGAACCCAUGUCCUCUGCCACGAGUUCUGGCCUCAAGUCACCCACCGCCACCCACGACGUGGCCUUACCCACCGACCGAAUGAUCAGUUCCAUUCCUCGGACCUCCAGCCAAAGCAACUGGGUGUAUCCGUCUGAAAAGCAGUUCUACGAGGCGAUGAUGCGCAAGAACUGGAACCCCAAGGCGGAGGACAUGAAGACAGUGGUGCCCAUUCACAAUUUGGUGAACGAACGGACAUGGAACCAUAUAAUGAACUGGGAACAGCCAUUUUAUGAGCAGAGUCUCCAAAAAUGUGGAGGCAUCAAGUUGACUAGCUUUAAGGGCAACCCGCAGAAGUUGACGCCUCGGGCCUGGUUCCGGUCCAAUGUUUUAGGGCUCCCGGCACCAUUUGACAGGCACGAUUGGGUGGUGGAUCGGUGUGGAACCGAGGUGGAGUAUGUCAUCGACUUCUACAGUGCCACCGACGACAACCCCAAUGUGUUCUUGGACGUGCGACCCAAACUCAAUACGUGGGAGGGUGUCAAGUUGCGCGUGGGACGAGCAGUGUCGGGGAGCUAGACGAACUUGUAAAUAUAUAUAUUGAAGUAUCAUAAGUAUGUACAGAACCGGAAACAUAAACGGUGAUUAUUGGAAACCCUUGGGGCUUAUUGUCUUCCCAUAAACUGGCCGGAUUGUCCCAUCUUUUGCAUGUGUUCACCCACUUGCACGUUGGUUUCAAAAUACUUGGCCACGCAUCUGUCCAAACAGAGGGCUUCUUGCUUGCUAAUGUCGCUUUCACCAUAUGACUUGUUGAUACACUUGGCAUGGCAUUGUUCCACCAACAGGUUGAACAUACCGGUGACCAUGUCCAAUUCGGCUUCAGCCGCCUGUAAUUUUUGGUCACUUGUGACCUGGGGUGCUCCACCUAAUCCGAACAUAUCUGUAAAGAAGUAGUAUUGAUU